Messenger RNA from Plectropomus leopardus (leopard coralgrouper), 812 nucleotides. Lineage: Eukaryota; Metazoa; Chordata; Actinopteri; Perciformes; Serranidae. The record is from RefSeq and is a predicted model, not a curated record.
GUCUGGCAUCUCUGCGAGCGUCACCUGGGAGGUGUGGUUCAGAGUGAACGGGUUCCUGCUGGCGGCGCUGGCGGUCGUGGGCGUUUUCUCCGUGGUGGUGGGGCUGCUGCUGGGCUGCCACCUCUAUCUGGUCUCCAUCAACUGCACCACCUGGGAGUUCAUGUCCCGUCACAGGAUCUCGUACCUGAAGAACUGCGGGGACGAGGAGAACCCGUUUGACCGCGGCGUCCUCUGCAACCUGUGGGAUUUCUUCUGCAUCUGCAGGACGGUGGUGUGGGAGCAGACGUACAACAGAAACACGCCGAAUUCAGUCUGAGCUCCGACCAGACGCCGCGUCGCCGUCUACAGUCAGGCACUACUUUCAGGGAGUCAAAACGGGUUUUUAACCGUCAUAGAUGAGAUCUGACUCUUAUUGUUCUUUGAAUUUGAACACAAAAUGUUUCCUAACUACCUGCUAAAGUUGACAAACGUCGCUAACCAGACAUCAAGCAAAUAACCAGGACCCAGUUUUUCAAAAGCGAAUAAUCCAAACUUGGUUUUGAUCUGAAUUAAAUCUUCGAUUUGUUUUUCAUAGGUUAAAGUUACCUAAAAUAAAACAAAAAUCAGGAUUAUCCCAACAGAUUCAGGGUGGAUCCCACUAACUGCCUUUAUGUGUGGUGCAACUGUGCCUUUGUUUUAAUGUAACUGCUGUAAGUAAUUAUUUCUACUGUUAAAAAUUAACCCUUUGACACCUGGAUCAAAACCACUUUAUUUGCAUUCAGAUUUAUUCAUUUUGUACAUGGGCCGUCCGCUCUACCAACUGAGCCACUGAG